Molecule: messenger RNA, 2449 nt
Organism: Erinaceus europaeus (western European hedgehog)
Lineage: Eukaryota; Metazoa; Chordata; Mammalia; Eulipotyphla; Erinaceidae
Gene: CCNG2
Product: cyclin G2
Exons: 8
Coding region: 132-1166 (344 amino acids)
Biological process (GO): regulation of cyclin-dependent protein serine/threonine kinase activity; mitotic cell cycle phase transition
Cellular component (GO): nucleus; cyclin-dependent protein kinase holoenzyme complex; cytoplasm
Molecular function (GO): cyclin-dependent protein serine/threonine kinase regulator activity
Source: RefSeq, a predicted model, not a curated record
UGAAGCGGCGGUGGCCGGAGGGUCGGGUCGGAUGCCGGUUCGGGGGCACCGCUGAGGAUCCGGACCUCGGGGACAGGUCCGAGCGGCCCCGCCGCGCCCAGUCCCCUCCGGGCCGCGACGCCGCGGGCACGAUGAAGGUGUUGGGGCCCGAGGGCUUGGCAGGCGGCGAGGGGCUGCAGCUCUUCGGGUUGCUGAAGCUCUACCUCGAGCAGGAACCGCGAUUCCAACCGCGAGAGAAGGGGCUGAGCCUGAUCGAGGCGACCCCGGAGAAUGAUAACACUUUGUGUCCAAGAUUGAGAAAUGCCAAAGUAGAAGAUUUAAGGAGUUUAACAAACUUUUUUGGAUCUUGCACUGAAACUUUUGUCCUGGCUGUCAAUAUUUUGGAUAGAUUCUUGGCUCUUAUGAAGGUGAAACCUAAACAUUUGUCUUGUAUUGGAGUGUGUUGUUUUUUGCUGGCUGCUAGAAUAGUUGAAGAAGAAUGCAAUAUUCCAUCUACUCAUGAUGUAAUCCGGAUUAGUCAGUGUAAAUGCACUGCUUCUGACAUAAAGCGGAUGGAAAAAAUAAUUUCAGAAAAAUUGCACUACGAAUUGGAAGCUACUACUGCCUUAAACUUUUUGCACUUAUAUCAUACUAUUGUAUUUUGUCAUACUUCUGAAAGGAAAGAAAUACUUAGCCUUGAUAAACUGGAAGCUCAGUUGAAAGCUUGCAACUGUCGACUUACCUUUUCAAAAGCAAAACCAUCUGUAUUAGCUUUGUGCCUUCUCAAUUUGGAAGUAGAAACCUUGAAAUCAAUUGAAAUACUGGAAGUUCUCCUGCUUGUUAAAAAACAUUCCAAGGUUAAUGAUAGUGAAUUCAUUUACUGGAGGGAAUUAGUUUCUAAAUGCCUAGUGGAAUAUUCUUCCCCCGAAUGUUGCAAACCAGAUCUUAAGAAAUUGGUUUGGAUUGUUUCAAGGCGCACAGCCCAGAAUCUCCACAAUAGCUACUAUAGUGUUCCUGAGCUGCCAACAAUACCAGAGGGAGGUUGUUUUGAUGGAAGCGAAAGUGAAGACUCUUGUGAAGACAUGAGCUCUGGAGAAGAGAGUCUCAGCACCUCUCCUCCCAGUGAUCAGGAGUGCGCUUUCUUUUUCAGCUUCAAAGUGGCACAGACACUGUGCUUCCCAUCAUAGGAAUCUCAUUGUGUCAGAAUUUAAGGUGUGUGUACAGGUUUCAAAGCAAUAAAUGGGGGAGUAGGCAGUUUUCUCGUCCAGCCCCCACCUAGGCAAGAGAUGCAUAGACUGGAAUACCUACCUUCUAUUUAUUAUUCAGAUAAGAUCUGGCCUAUUUUCAUAUUUAAUCCUAAGCCAUCAAAUGGGUUAGUGCCUCUUAAACAGUUAACAAUACUUUGGACAUUGGCACUUUAUAUAUAUUUUUUUCAUUGAUCUUUUAACUACUUGGGGGGAGGAGGGAAGGUACUGAAACCUUCAAUUUAUUACUUUUCAAGAAGAUUUUUUAAAAUGAAUAGUUUAAAUUUUUUAUAAAGCUUUCAGGUGUCUUUAUUUAAACACAUAAGGAGUGUGCAAGUGCUUCCUUAGCAGGGACAAUGGAAAAUCCUUUAAUGGCUUAUGUUCUCCCUCUCCUCCAUUCUCAGAAUAGAGAAUACUCUCUCAAAUGUCAAACAUUUAUCUUUGUUUAUUUUAAAUGAUCAUUGUACUAUCUGAUGCAGACUAUAUAAAUUUUGGAAUCAUAAUACGAACAUUUCUGUGAAUUUUAGUAUUAUGUCUUAAUUAAGGUUUCUGCUAAAGCAGAAAUAAUUGUCAGGCUAGGGUCGUUAGGUAAUUGCAUUCUUAAUGCCUAAGUAUUGUCAGACUAGUAUUAUUUUAAUGUUAUUAAAACAGUCCAUAAUCUUCUAGUUUUGCAUGCACUUGUAUGAAAGCAGUGCAGGAAGUUGAACAGAACUAGGUAACUAUGGAAUUGAUAAACGUUGCUCUACUAGUAUAUGUGAUCACUUUUUUUAUAUAUAUAUAUUAAAGUCUGCAUGGUUAGCUUUUAUUUCCUUUGUAAUUCACAUUUCAGAAAUAGUGGUAUUAGCAUAUGGGUGCCAAGAAUGAAUAUGAAGUUGAAAUAAAACUGUUGGUAGUAUUAUAGUUUUAAACUUAUCUCCGGUUGUAUAGCCAUAAGAAUAUGGACAUAUAAACUCUACACAUGUGAUUUUGUGCAGAGAAUUUUUUUAAUUUUAUAAGCUGUGUAAAAAAAUGUAAAUCUUUAAAAUGUACAUAAAAUAAUGUAUUUUUUUACUUUGUGUGUUAGUCUAGUCAUUGCAUGUAAAUAUAAAUUAUUGUGUAUUCAUUAUUCUAACUCCUACAUUAAUAACUCUUACUGGUAAAUCAGCAUCCACUGGAUGUUUAUUGCAGUGGUUCUUUUUGAAGUAAUGAUAGAUUGCAACUCAAAAUUAAAAGAUUAAUGAAUUGUA